CCGGGCCGGGCCGGGCCGGCGGGCGGUGCUGGGGCGGAGGCGGCGGCGGCGGGGCCGGGGGCGGCCGGGGCAGAGCGGCGGGGCCCGGGCAGCCCGGGGCAGCGGCCGCCGCCAUGAAGAAGCAGUUCAACCGCAUGAAGCAGCUGGCCAACCAGACCGUGGGCAGGGCUGAGAGGACAGAGGUGCUCAGUGAAGACCUGUUGCAGAUCGAGAGGAGGCUGGACACGGUGAGGUCCGUGUGCCACCUGGCCCAGAAGAGGCUGAUAGGCUGUCUGCAGGGCCAGCAUGGCACUGACCCUGACAAGAGACACAAAAAACUUCCUCUAACAGCUCUGGCUCAGAAUAUGCAAGAAGGAUCCAUCCAGCUGAGUGAUGAAACUCUGCUGGGGAAAAUGCUGGAUACCUGUGGGGAUGCAGAGAAUAAACUGGCAAUGGAGCUCUCCCAGCAUGAAGUGCAGAUUGAGAGAGAAGUUAUAGACCCACUGUGCCUGCUGACAGAGACAGAGAUCCCAAACAUUCAGAAGCAGAGGAAGCAGCUGGCAAAGCUGGUGCUGGACUGGGAUUCUGCAAGGGGAAGAUAUAACCAAGCCCACAAGACUUCAGGAACAAAUUUCCAAGUGCAUCCUUCGAAAAUAGAAUCUCUUAAAGAAGAAAUGGAUGAAGCUGGAAAUAAAGUAGAGCAGUGCAAGGACCAGCUGGCUGCAGACAUGUACAGCUUCGUGUCCAAGGAGGGCGAGUACGCUCGCUGCUUUGUCACGUUAUUAGAAGCACAAGCAGAUUACCAUAGAAAAGCAUUAGCAGUCAUAGAAAAGGUCCUACCCGAAAUUCAAGCCCAUCAAGACAAAUGGACUGAAAAACCAGCUUUUGGAACUCCCCUGGAGGAGCAUCUGAAGCGCAGCGGGCGGGAAAUCGCGGUUCCGAUCGAAGCCUGUGUCAUGAUGCUCCUGGAAACAGGGAUGAGAGAGGAGGGCUUGUUCAGAAUUGCUGCUGGAGCCUCCAAGUUAAAAAAGCUGAAAGCUGCCCUGGACUGUUCCACUUCCCAGCUUGAUGAGUUUUACUCAGAUCCCCAUGCUGUUGCAGGUGCCUUGAAAUCCUAUUUAAGGGAGCUGCCAGAGCCUCUCAUGACCUACAGCCUGUAUGAGGAGUGGACACAAGCUGCAAAUAUUCAGGACCAGGAUAAGAAGCUCCAAGAGUUGUGGAGGAUUUGUAACAGAUUACCUGAGCAUUACCGAGUUAACUUCAGGUAUUUAAUCAAAUUUUUAGCCAAGCUUGCCCAGAACAGUGAUGUUAACAAAAUGACACCAAGCAACAUCGCCAUAGUCUUGGGCCCCAACUUGUUGUGGGCAAAGAAUGAAGGAUCCCUUGCUGAAAUGGCAGCAGCCACUUCAGUGCAUGUGGUAGCAGUUAUUGAGCCCAUUAUUCAGCAUGCAGACUGGUUCUUCCCUGGAGAUGAAGAUUUCAAUGUGUCUGGGGCAUUUGUGGCUGUUCCUGCUGUUAAUUCCAAUCACUUGUCACACACUGGGAAUGACUUUGAAUGUGGCACCCUGGAGAGGAAGAGGCCUCUGAGCAUGACUGUGAUGGAAGGGGAUUUGCUGAAGAAGGAGAGCUUUGGUGUGAAGGUGCUGGACUUCCCCUCGACCCCGCGGCGGUGUGGCACUGUAAACAGAAAGCUCACAUCCCCCGCCUUCCAGCCGCCGCUGCCGCCCUGCGAGCCCCCGGGCGGGGCGGAGCAGCCCUGCCCGCCUGCGGGGGCUGAGCCCGGCCCCGGGGCCGGCCCUGCUCCCUCUGCUGCCCCCCCAGAGCAGCCCCAGGCUCCAGGCACUGAGGAUGCCAGUACCUCGAAAUCCAAGGACAGCACAUCUGCAGCCACUCCUCCUCCGGUGAGGAACGGCCAGGCCAGCCCUGCCUCAGCCCCCAGCACCUCCCAGCUCUCUGUCACCCAGCCCCAGAACGCUGCUGGCCCCAGUCCCCACGCCCUGAGGAGAGCUGUGAAGAAGCCAGCACCAGCCCCCCCUAAACCAGCCAACCCCCCCCCGGGGCAGCCAGGAAGCCAAAGCUCUUCCCCAGCUGCUCAGCCACCUUCUGUCUCUCCAAAACCCCCAGCCAGAAGUUCUUCUCCUCCUGCUCAGCACGCAAACCAAGGAGCAGCCCAGACCUCCUCCCCUUCGCAGGUUUCCGCACCUCGGAGAUAUUCCAGCAGCCUGUCCCCAAUCCAAGCUCCCAGCCACCCACCCCCCCAGCCCCCAGCACAGGCAACUCCUCCCCUGCAGCCCAAAGGCAGCAGCCAAGCAUCUCCCGGCGAGCAGGGAGCCGAGCAGCCCUGCCCCCUGUCCCUGUCCCAGGCGCAGACCCCCACUCCCCCCGACACGCCCCCGCUGGGGAAGCACGCGGGUGCCGCCCCGGCCGUGCCCCCCGAGCCCUGCCCGGCGCCCGGCCUGGCUCAGAGCGGCACCCUGCCCCGGCCCCGGCCCGUGCCCAAGCCCAGGAACCGGCCCAGCGUGCCGCCCCCGCCCCACCCUCCAGCUGCUGCCGACGGCGCUGCAAACCCCGCGCCUACAGCCUCCAAAAUCGUCACAGGAAGUGCCCAGGAAUUCCCGGGUGAAUGAGUGAACGGCUGCUAAACUCGCUGUUCCCUUUUUGUGCAGACUCUAAUUCCAGUAUUCCAGAACCACUUGCAAACCCUCCUCCAGAGCUUCCUGCAGAGGCAGCGGGCAGAGAGCUGCACAACCACGUCCUGCUGGACAUCGACACCGACACGGAGAGCACGGCGCUGUGAGCGGCUCCCCGCCUCCUCUCCUGGGGGAAAACCUCAGACCUGACAGGGAACAGCUUCUUCUGGCAACCUGGCACAGCUGGCCACAGCUGGGACUGGAGCCUCCUGGGGACACUCAUCUCCAGCAGGGCUGAGCUUGGAGAAGACCUCUCCCAAAAUCGAGCCCAACCUUUGGCCGAGCCCCGGGUUUCGCCCUCCGAAGAAGUUUAAUGAUCUGGGUCUGGACAACGGUUUUCAAGCUCUUGGAUGGAAGGAAGGAAGGAAGGAAGGAAGGAAUUUCUGCAGGAACUCGCCUAGGAAGCGUGGUCAGUGCUGAUACAGGUGGUAUUAGCAGAAAUUCCAACAGAAUAAGAAGCAGAACAUUAGUUAUUUAAAGUGCAUGUCUGUAUUAGGGAAAUAAUCCUUCUCUCAGCACGGUUAGAGGUUCUUUGUAGUUCUUAGCCCUACCAGGAGCUGCCUCCCAAGGGCCAUUCCCUCUCGGAUUUGCUGCAGAUUCCCCUGAAGCCAUGAACCAAACCCCUGCCCCAGUGCUGGUGGUGACUGCUGGUUCUCAGUCACCCUUUGGAACUGUGGAUGCAUCCAGUGCCUUGAAGGACUGUCAUGCUGUAGGAGGAACUUCUGUCUCUUUAAUCAUUUCAUUGCUACUUAGGAUCAGUACUUACCCUGAUUUCAUAGUUAUUUGUAUUAACCUGCUUUGUUCAUGUGCAACUGGCAACUGUUUCACGAGGAAACCGUGGAAAUGGGGUUUGUGCUUUUGUUGAAAAUGGUUGAAUUUUGAAAGAACUUUGAAACAGCUGUUUGGAUUCAGCAGUUGAGUGAACAUUUAUAAAAUUAAAGAUUGUUUUUUGUCAACUUAA
Oenanthe melanoleuca is the source of this 3630-nucleotide messenger RNA. RefSeq names its product Rho GTPase activating protein 17 (gene ARHGAP17). The transcript has 20 exons. The record is from RefSeq and is a predicted model, not a curated record. Gene Ontology annotation, biological process: signal transduction; positive regulation of GTPase activity; regulation of actin cytoskeleton organization. The coding region runs from base 114 to 2606 and encodes 830 amino acids. Gene Ontology annotation, molecular function: GTPase activator activity; protein binding. Gene Ontology annotation, cellular component: intracellular anatomical structure; cytoplasm; cytosol. NCBI's taxonomy places the organism in Eukaryota, Metazoa, Chordata, Aves, Passeriformes, Muscicapidae.